AUGACCCAGGUCGACACCUUGGACCUGGUGGUCCUGGUCGUAAUUCUUGUGGGUAGCGUCGCCUAUUUUACUAAGGGCUCUUUAUGGGGUGUUGUUAAGGACUCCUAUGCGACAGCUUAUGCGAACGCAAAUGGCGCAAAGGCCGGGGCAUCAAGAGACAUCAUCGAGAAACUAGACGAGACUGGAAAAAAUUGUGUGAUCUUCUACGGUUCCCAGACCGGAACCGCGGAGGACUAUGCCUCGCGGUUGGCCAAGGAGGGCUCCCAACGAUUUGGCCUCAAAACCAUGGUGGCCGAUUUAGAAGAUUAUGAUUACGAGAAUCUCGACAAGUUCCCAGAGGAUAAGGUCAUGUUUUUUGUGCUCGCGACUUACGGUGAGGGUGAGCCCACGGAUAACGCUGUGGAUUUCUAUCAGUUCAUCACUUCAGACGACGUUUCGUUCGAAGGUGGUGGAACGCCUGACGAUAAGCCUCUUUCCUCCAUUAGAUAUGUCGCCUUUGGCCUGGGAAACAACACCUAUGAGCAUUACAACUCCAUGGUGAGAAAUGUCGAUGCUACGAUGAAGAAGCUCGGCGCCAAACGAAUUGGGGAGGCUGGUGAAGGGGAUGAUGGUGCAGGUACCAUGGAAGAGGAUUAUCUGGCCUGGAAAGAGCCCAUGUGGAAAGCUCUGGUAGAGGAAAUGGGGCUGGAGGAACGGGAAGCUGUUUACGAACCCGUAUUCUCAGUUAUCGAGGAACCGGAAACCUCCCCUGAAGCCGACCAUGUCUAUCUGGGCGAACCAAACCAGAAUCACCUCCAGGGCCAGCAAAGAGGACCAUACUUCGCGCACAACCCGUUUAUCGCCCCUAUCGUCGAGUCUCGUGAAUUAUUUACCAUCAAGGACCGCAACUGCCUUCACAUGGAGAUUAAUGUUGAGGGCAGCAACCUGUCUUACCAAACCGGCGACCACGUUGCCGUCUGGCCUACCAACCCUGGAGCGGAGGUAGACCGAUUCGCAUCCGUUUUCGGCAUCGCAGACAAGCGUGACAUGGUUAUCACAAUCAAAGCUCUAGACGUCACUGCAAAAGUCCCCUUCCCAACCCCUACCACUUACGACGCCGUCAUGAGAUAUCACAUGGAAAUCUGCGGCCCCGUCUCCCGCCAAUUCAUGUCCUCUCUUGUCCCAUUCGCCCCCGACGAGGCCUCUCGCACCGAAAUGAAACGCCUAGGAAGUGACAAGGACUACUUCCAAGAAAAGAUCGCCAGCCAAUACAUGAACAUCGCCCAGGCACUACAAUCCGUUACGCCGCUCCCAUUUACCUCCGUCCCCUUCUCCCUGUUAAUCGAAGGCAUCCCCAAAAUCCAACCGCGCUACUACUCCAUCUCCUCCUCCUCCCUCGUCCAAAAGAACAAAAUCAGCAUCACCGUCGUUGUCGAAUCCCUACGCAUCCCCGGCGCAACUCACAACCUCAAGGGCGUCACAACAAACUACCUGCUCGCCUUGAAGCAGAAACAACACGGCGACCCCAAUCCGGACCCGCACGGAUUGACAUAUGCCAUCAACGGGCCCAGAAACAAGUACGACGGCAUCCACGUCCCCAUCCACGUGCGGCAUUCCAACUUUAAACUCCCCUCCGACCCAGCCAAGCCGGUCAUUAUGGUCGGGCCGGGAACGGGUGUUGCGCCGUUCCGCGGGUUUAUACAGGAGCGCGCGGCGCAGGCGGAGAGGGGGGAUAAGGUGGGGCCCACGAUUUUGUUCUAUGGAUGUCGACGACGGGAGAAGGAUUUCCUGUAUAAAGAUGAGUGGGAUACCUUCGCCUCAAAACUCGGCUCAAGCCUGCAAAUCAUCACCGCCUUCUCGCGCGAAACCUCGCAAAAAGUGAAUGUGGUGCUGGGGCAGAUUAUGGCGGAGCAGCGCGGGCUGGCACCGGAGAAGGGAGAGGAGUUGGUUAAGCAUAUGCGGAACAAUGGGUCAUAUCAGGAAGAUUGCACUUUCCCCCUUUUCCCUUCCCCCUUAACCACCAUCCUCUAUAACCAAGAACACCAGAAUCGUUACUACCAGCAGGUUUCUCAGCCUACUGUGGUCAAUGGAAAUAUGAGAGAUUCCAACAUGCAGACGAUCACCCAUGCCGUUGGCAACAUGAACUUGCAAAACCAUCGUCCUGGUGGCAAGUUUGGUGAUUUCAAAGGAAAUAUCCAUGUUCCACAUGGUGCUAACGGUGAUAUGGCUGCCAUGCAGCGCCCUCAUUACAAUGGGCAAUACCUAAUAGUGCCUAAUGGAAGUAUGUUCGGAGGUAUACCUGCUGCAAAUCAGUAUGGACAUCCCCGUAUUCAAGCUGCUGACCAAGGUACUUCAGUCCCAUAUUUGCCUACCGGAAUAUACCCGAACUUCGUGACUGGCCCUUCAGUGGUUCCUGGUUCUGUUCCAGGCUAUACCUGGCCUUAUGCUAUGAAUGGGGAGGCUGCUGAUCUCUCCGGUCCUCGUCGUGAUUCAUGGUCCUCUGUCGAGGAAAACCAUCCUUGUACUCCUGGAGUUGACCAGCCUGGGCAGCAAGAGUGUUAUCCUGCAGUUGCACCAAUGGAUCGUUCCCCAAUGCUAUACAAUUACAGCACACCAUCCCCGUCAGUGGUGCAGCAGCCCUACUUACCCUUUCAGAUGAUGAAGGGCGCCAACGGCUAUGUGUUGCAGGAUCUUGAUGCCUUGACUCAACAGGAUCCUCCAAUCCCUCGUGCAGUGCCUGCCAUGUGGACCAACCCCUCAGACCUGACUCUCGCAAAGUGCCUGGAGAAUAGAGAGGGGAUUACCAAUGUCUAUAUCCGUGGUUUCCUUCCUGAAACAACCGAUGAAAUGUUGCAUGCUUAUGCAUCUCGGUUUGGCAAAAUUGACCGUUGCAAGGCAAUCGUUGACCUUGAAACAGGCCUCUGCAAAGGAUUCGGAUUUGUUCAGUUUUUCAGCUUUGAUGCCUGUGAAAACUGUAUUCGAGGCUUCUUUCAUCUAGGCUAUCAGGCCAGCUUUGCCCAAAAAUCUCGUAAUUCUCGACUUAAGGAUCUUGAGGAUAAGUGUUCUACUAACGUCUAUUGCACUAAUGUACCCAUCGACUGGGUGGAAGCGGAUCUUCGUCGCCAUUUUCAACCAUAUCAAGUUGUAUCCGAGAAGAUUAGCCGCGAUGAGAAAACUGGCGUCAGUAAGGAGGUUGGAUUUGCCAGAUUUGAGUCCCGCGAAAUUGCGGAGAAAGUAUUAUCUCAGUUCCACAAUGUUACCGCCAAGGAUGGAGUCAAGCUUCUCCUCCGCUUCGCAGACACUAAAGCACAGAAACAUCUUAAGAUGCAGAGUAACGAACGUCGUGCAUAUCGUGCUGGCGAAUACAAUUAUUCUGUCGAGAUGGUUAAUGGCUCUACCCCGUCACCAACCCUUCAACGUCUACAGCAGGCAGCCUCUCAUUUCAGCCCAAACUCGCAGGCAAGCUUCCCUUCUCCGUUGGGAGUUGGUCCUGUCUGGACUCCGGCAACCUCCAUUUCUCCACCUGGCCCGAUGAUGAACAAGUCUGUCAAUGGUCUUCGUCUUAACUCCUGGGCGGCACGCAGCAACGUAAAUAUGGAGAACACCCCAAGCUACCGCAGUCGCCCAUCUCUCAAUACUCAAGGCUCUUAUGGAGACAGCCUCUCCACUGGCUCUUCCAGGACUGUCAUGCCCAUUCCUCCUGGUGUGACAAAAUCUGAAAAUUCCAGCCCCCGAAAGGAGAAUUACCGUGCAGGAUCUAGUUCUCCUCUAGGUUGCCGUAAGGAAUAUAUGAUUGCUACCCCAAAAUCCUCUACUUAA
Paracoccidioides brasiliensis Pb18 is the source of this 3798-nucleotide messenger RNA. RefSeq names its product NADPH-cytochrome P450 reductase. Bases 1 to 3798 code for a protein of 1265 amino acids. Gene Ontology annotation, cellular component: cytosol. The record is from RefSeq and is a predicted model, not a curated record. Gene Ontology annotation, molecular function: NADPH-hemoprotein reductase activity; RNA binding; FMN binding. The transcript has 10 exons.